Brugia malayi is the source of this 720-nucleotide messenger RNA. It is a transcript of the gene Bma-mafr-1, whose product is annotated as zgc:63803, putative. Gene Ontology annotation, molecular function: RNA polymerase III core binding. NCBI's taxonomy places the organism in Eukaryota, Metazoa, Nematoda, Chromadorea, Rhabditida, Onchocercidae. The transcript is spliced from 5 exons. Gene Ontology annotation, biological process: negative regulation of transcription by RNA polymerase III. The record is from RefSeq and is a predicted model, not a curated record. Bases 1 to 720 code for a protein of 239 amino acids. Gene Ontology annotation, cellular component: nucleus.
AUGAAGUUGUUGGAAAACGUAGAGCUUGAACAGCUGUCAUACACAUUUGGAGAGCAUGCAAAAGAUUGUUGUAUUGAUGUGAGACUGGAAGCGUAUUCCUGCAAAAUGAUAACAUCUGACAAGAAACAGUGGAAGAAAAGUCAGCAAAAUAGCAGUAAUGCACCUCAACCACUCUCACCACCAGAGAAAUUACCGUGGUUUCCAUCGAAUUCAUCAUGGACGCAAAAUCCACGGUUACGCCAUUUUUCAGAACCCGGUUGUUCCAGUUUGAAUAUUAGUAUUGAAGAAAAUGGCUUGGUAUAUGCAGAUGCAAUUUCCUCUCGAACUCUUUUUGAAUUGAGAUCGGUUAUGAACGCAUCAUUUCAAGAUUAUGAUUUCUCUUCUACAAAGAGCGAAGCAUUUUCUCUCAUUCCUAAUUUUGAAACGUUAGCCGGUUUGGUAGAUUCAAAACUUUCUGCUACAGUGGCAAAUUAUUAUGAGAUUAAAAGAGUACUGUGGGAACGAGUCGAUCAAAUCAUCAAAAUUAGUGAUUGUAAAUUAUACAGUUACCGAACAGGAUAUACCGGCGAUCCGUACUGUGAAGACUUGGUAAUGUGGUCAUUUGCAUACUUCUUCCAUAAUAAAUCUCUAAAGCGCAUUCUCUUCAUGUCAUGUCGUGCAUUUCGAGCUGAUACUGCUCAAAAUCGGUCAGCCGAAGAGUUAUGGGGUGUAGAUGUAUAA